AUGGCAUCAUUACCAAAUAAUAGUUCAGGAUCGGUAAUGAUUUCACCAAAUCAAGGACCAAUCAGUCAUGAUUCAAAUAAUUUCUCAAGUUCAUCACCAAUUAGUUCACCAUAUCUUAUUCAAAAUGGAGGUCCUCAAUCACCUACAGUAUUCUCCCCAAUUGGUUCAACUUCCCCAAAAACCCAUAAUACUUUAAAUAACAGUAAUAAUAAUAAUAAUAACAAUGGUCAUUUUUCACCACCAACAACAAGUUCAUCUGAUAAUGAUCAUUCAAUCAAUAAACUAAAAACAAGAAGUCAUAGCAGUGAAGAUUUAAAAUCAAUUUCAAGUGAUGAAAAGAAAAAGAAAUUAUUUGUAACACCAAAAUUAAUUGCACCAUCAAAAAAGAAUGGAUCAUCAUCAUCAGAUGAACCACCAGUUUCAAAGACAAUAGAGGGUAGAAUGAAGAGCGAACCAUUUACAAAGAAAUUUAAAUUACCAAGUACAGAGAUUUUGUUACAUGAUUAUAGUGCAGCUUUAUUCAGACAAAUUCUAUUACAUGGUAGAAUAUAUUUAUUUACCAAUCAUAUUUGUUUUGAAUCUAAAAUUUUUGGUAUAAAAACCAGUGAAGUUAUACCAAUUAAAGAUGUUAUACAAAUUAAAAAGAAAAGUAGAUUCACUGUUGGUAUUGAAAUCAUUACCAGUGAAAAUGUAAAAUAUUCAUUCGCAUCAUUUGUAUCAAGAGAUAAAACAUAUAAAGAUCUUUUAGAAGUUUGGAAAGAUGUUACCGGUGAAACUCAUGAAGAUGCCAGUUCUUUAAGUAUAGAUGAUGAUAUUGAGGAUGAGAUUUCAAAUAACGAAUUAGAUAAUCAUAAUAAUAACCAACAACAACAAAUUAAUAAUAAUAAUAAUAAUAAUGUAAAUAAUGUACAACAACAACAACAACAACAACAACAACAACAAAAUGGUAAUUAUAAUAGUAAUAUUAACAAUGAACCGCAACAACAACUACACCAAUCACAACAACAACCAUCACAACAGCAAACCCCAUUAACUUCUUCAAUUGUAAAGGAAGAUAUGACAAAUAUUAAUAAUAACAGUGGCAAUAGUGUAAAUAAUACAUUGACAAAUUCUCAAAUUAAAAAUAUACAACAACAACAACAACAACAACAACAACAACAACAACAACAACAACAACAACAACAACAACAACAACAACAACAACAAAAUCAGCAAAACAAUAAUAGUGAUGGUAGUGGUAGUAAUGAUUCAUCAACAACAGCAAUUCCAGUGGUUGGUAUUGUGGCAGCAUCGACAAUUACAUCAUCAUCGUCAUCAACAACUAUGACCUCAUCAUCAACAACAACAACAACAACUCAACCAUUAACAACAAUAAAAGAGAUUGAAAAAGACCCAUUAGAUGAAAUUUAUGGUGGUGUAGAACAAUAUCUUUCAAAAGAUCAACAACCUCAAUCAAUUUUAGAAAGUCAAAGCUCUGAUUUUCAAGAGAUUUUAUCCGAUAAUUUUAAUGUCAGUGUUGUAAACUUUUAUAGAGCUUUAUAUUCUGAUAGGUGCAAUUUCGUUCAUAGUUAUCAUGUAAAAAGAGGUGAUAUGAAUGUAAAUGUUAAACCUUGGACUUUUCGUGAAAGAUUUGGUACAAUUAGAGAAGUUGAAUAUGUUGCACCAGUAAGUUCACCAAUUGGACCAGAUAAAACUAGAAUUCAAGAAACUCAAAGAUAUCAAUUAACAAGAAAGAAAUUAAUUGUAGAAACAGAUACAAUAAUGUUAGAUAUUCCAUAUGGUGAUCAUUUUAGAAUUGAAGCAAAAUGGGAAGUUACAGAGACAUCACAAGAUACAUGUCGUUUAUCAAUUUCACUCACUGUUAGAUUUGUAAAGAAAACUUGGUUCAAGAGUAAAAUUGAAACUACAACUGUAAAGGAAACAAAAACAUCAUUCGAUAAAUGGGUACAAUUAGCAAAAGUUGAAGUUCAAAAAAUGUUACAAGUUAAACCAUUACCAUCAGCCUCCUCUUCAACUGCUACCAACACCACCAAUAAUAAUAAGGUAGUUAAUCAUCACAAUGGUGCUGGUAGUUUAACACCAACUAUACUCAUUCCAUCUUUAAAUAAAUCAAUGGAUAAAAAUGAAAUGGUAGCACGUUUAAAACAAGAUGAUGAAAGAUUAGAAUCACCAAAACCACAUCAUACAAGAUCACGUAGUAGACAACAUUUAAUAUCAUCUUCAAGUCAAGUUAAUUCAACUUCACCACCACCAAAUCCAAUGAUUUCUUCAAAUAACAAUAACAACAACAGCAACAAUUCUAUUGGUAAUAUUGUUAAUAGUACAAGUAAUAGUAGUAAUAGUUUACAAAGUCAAAUAUCUCCACCAAUAUUACCAAAUUCUCCAUUCAACUUAACCAAUAAUGGUGCUGAUAAUAAUACUAAUAGUACAAACAUUUCAAGUGAUUCAAUUAAAUCAACAUUUGAAAAGAAAAAUAAUAAUCUUGAAAAGGUUAGUGAUGAAAGUGGUAAAUUCAUUUUAAAGACACCAUUUGGUGUUCUUUCAUUUGGUUCAAGUCAAUUAAGCAUUUUAGUUAUUUGUUCACUCUUAUUUAUUCUUUAUUCUUAUAUGUUUAUGAAAAUACUUACUUUAUCUUCAAAAAUUGAUACAAUGGAAUCAAUUUUUAAAGAUUUAAUAAAUAAGAAUUUAAAUAAAUAA
Molecule: messenger RNA, 2697 nt
Organism: Dictyostelium discoideum AX4
Lineage: Eukaryota; Evosea; Eumycetozoa; Dictyosteliales; Dictyosteliaceae
Product: GRAM domain-containing protein
Exons: 5
Coding region: 1-2697 (898 amino acids)
Cellular component (GO): endoplasmic reticulum membrane; membrane
Source: RefSeq, a predicted model, not a curated record